AUGACUGAAGAAGCAGCAACAGAAUACUUGCAAAGUGAAGAAGAAAAAAGAGUCUACAAUAGUAUAAAGAAUGGGGAAUACUCUGAACGAAUCCCUUGUAAAAUACUCAAAAUAGCCAGAGAGGAAAUAAAAGAUGCAUUAAAAACAGAAAAGAGUAUACUGAAAAUGGAAAGGGUUCCAAGAAUUUUAGAUUGCAGUAUAUUUCAGGAGACAAACAAAAAAAGAGGCAUUCACAUAGAAACCGACGCAAUGUACAAAAAAACAGAUAACCUAUGGAUUGUGCUAGAUGAAUCAUCUGAGAAGGGCCAUUCUGCUACACUGGUUUUAAGCUAUGAAUACUUCACUCACAAUGAGCUAUUAAAAAAGGCAGGAAUAUGCGAAAAAGAGUACCAGUCUAGCUAUAAUAGAGUAGGGAGUAUAAUCCAUUUAAACUUAAAGGAGGAAUCACUAAAGCACAAAGAAAUUAUUGCAAAAACGCUUUUGAACAAAAUAAAAGACUGCAAAACUGUAAUAAGAAAAAAGUCUAAUAUCGAAAAUGUGUUCAGAAAUAUAGAAAUAGACCAUCUUCAAGGGGUUCCUUCAUAUAAAACAGUUCACAGAGAAAAUGGAUUAAAAUUUAGUAUAGAUUAUGAUAAAGUGUACUGGAACUCAAAGCUACAGAAAGAGAGGGAGGUUUUAAGCAAAGAAAUCCAUAAAAACCAGACUGUUUGUGAUAUGUUUUGUGGAGUGGGCCCGUUUUCGAUUCUUGCAUUAUAUAAAGGCGCCGAAGUGUGGGCAAACGACCUAAACCCAGCAAGCGUUGCUAAUUUUAAAGAAAGCAUUAUUCUCAACCGAAAGGCGCUUGGCCUUGAAGAAGUAGAGAGCGCCAUAUGGAAUGAAGAGCUUGAGGGCAAAGUGCAUCUUUACAAUCUAGAUGCCUACGAGUUUUUAAAAGAGGCAACGGAGGCAAGAAAAAAAAUGAAUGUAUCUCCCCGAUUUAACCACUACAUUCUAAACCUACCAGAGCUAACACUAACUUUUAUAAAGCACUUUGCAGCAUUGGAAAAAACCACAGAGCCACAUAAAUCUGGGCAUGCAACAGUACAUGCAUACUUCUUUAUUAGAACAGGAGAGUCUGCUACUGAGAAAAUAGAAAAAGAAAUGAACAGAAGAAUAAAAGGAACUGCAAGACUAGUUAGAAAGGUAUCACCAAGCAAAGAAAUGUGGGUUGUCUCGUUUACACUUUUACAGUAAUAAAAUUAUUGUCAUUUAAAUAU
Messenger RNA from Nematocida parisii ERTm1, 1256 nucleotides. RefSeq lists its product as uncharacterized. Bases 1 to 1233 code for a protein of 410 amino acids. Lineage: Eukaryota; Fungi; Microsporidia. Gene Ontology annotation, cellular component: cytoplasm. The record is from RefSeq and is a predicted model, not a curated record. Gene Ontology annotation, biological process: tRNA N1-guanine methylation. The transcript has a single exon.